Molecule: messenger RNA, 921 nt
Organism: Closterium sp. Naga37s-1
Lineage: Eukaryota; Viridiplantae; Streptophyta; Zygnematophyceae; Desmidiales; Closteriaceae
Source: the annotation of a GenBank genome assembly
AUGACGUCGCUGAUGACGUCAGCGUUGCGCCUGAGCGGGUACCUGGAACCUUCGCAGCUGCCGCUGAUGGAGCAGAUCAAAUUCGCGCUGACUGCCAACGUGUCGAUCGUGGGGAUGAACGUCAGCCUGAUGUGGAACAGCGUCGGAUUCUAUCAGAUCGCCAAGCUGGGCAUGAUCCCCGUAUCCUGCGUGCUAGAGGUCUUCUUUGAUCGCAUGCGCUACUCCCAGGGCUCACGCCUGUCUGUGCUGCUGGUGCUGAUAGGCGUGGCCACGUGCACCAUCGCUGACAGCAGUCUGAGCGUGAAGGGCAUGGUGGCAGCAGCUGUUGCUGUCUGCUCCACCGCCCUGCAGCAAUACUACGUGCAAUACCUGCAGAAGAAGUAUCGCCUGGGCUCGUUCGACCUGCUCUCCCACACAGCACCCGUGCAAGCCGGCUCGCUCGUUCUGCUGGGCCCUCUUAUUGACUGGCUGUUGUCUGGUGCCCGUGUUGACAGCUACGACUUCAGUGUUCCCUCUGUGCUGUGCAUUGGGCUCUCGUGCCUGAUAGCCGUGGCCGUCAACGCGAGUCAGUUCAUCUGCAUCGGUCGCUUCACAGCUCUCACCUUCCAGGGCCUGGGCCACAUGAAGACCCUCUCCGUGCUCGUGCUCGGAUAUGCUCUCUUUGGAUUGGACGGACUCAACGCACCGGGCCUGGGCCACAUGAAGACCCUCUCCGUGCUCGUGCUUGGAUACGCUCUCUUGGGGUUGGAUGGACUCAAUGCACUGGGCCUGGGCCACAUGAAAACGCUCUGUCCUCGUGCUCGGAUACGCUCUCUUCGGGUUGGACAGACUCAACGCACCGUGGUGGUGCACAUGACGGCCCUCAGUGUGCUCGUGCUUGGAUUCGUGUUCUUUGGGUUGGAUGGACUCAGCGUGCUGUAA